AUGCCCCAGAACGAAUAUAUCGAGCGCUGGACCAAGCAGCAUGGCAAGCGGCUGGACCAUGACGAGCGAGUGCGGAAGCGAGAGGCCAGAGAAGGCCACGCUCAAUCCGAAAAGGCCCAGAACCUCCGUGGGCUGAGAGCCAAGUUACACCAGAAGAAGCGACAUGCGGAAAAGAUCCAGAUGAAGAAGGCCAUCAAGGCGCAAGAAGAACGAGAUGUCAAGUCGGCAGCACCCAACGAACCCUCUUCGACCCCUCUUCCCAAUUAUCUGCUCGACCGAUCCCAAGCCAACAAUGCAAAGGCGCUCUCGAGUGCGAUCAAAAACAAGAGGGCUGAGAAGGCGGCCAAGUUUUCCGUGCCGCUCCCGAAGGUCAAAGGGAUCAGCGAGGAGGAGAUGUUCAAGGUGAUCAAGACUGGCAAGAAGACGGCCAAGAAGAGCUGGAAAAGAAUGAUCACCCAACCGACCUUUGUCGGGCCCGACUUUACGCGACGACCUGUCAAAUACGAGCGGUUCAUCAGGCCCAUGGGUCUGCGAUACAAGAAGGCGAACGUGACGCAUCCCGAGCUGGGAGUGACGGUGCAGCUUCCCAUUAUCAGUGUCAAGAAGAACCCGCAAAAUCCCCUCUAUACGCAGCUGGGAGUUUUGACGAAAGGGACCGUGAUCGAAGUCAACGUUUCCGAGCUUGGGCUCGUCACCACUGGCGGCAAGGUUGUCUGGGGCAAAUAUGCUCAGGUCACAAACGACCCCAGUCGAGACGGAUGCCUGAAUGCCGUCCUCCUCGUAUAA
This is a messenger RNA of Capronia epimyces CBS 606.96, 786 nucleotides long. Its product is annotated as ribosome biogenesis protein n. NCBI's taxonomy places the organism in Eukaryota, Fungi, Ascomycota, Eurotiomycetes, Chaetothyriales, Herpotrichiellaceae. The transcript has a single exon. The coding region runs from base 1 to 786 and encodes 261 amino acids. Gene Ontology annotation, biological process: maturation of LSU-rRNA; maturation of 5.8S rRNA. The record is from RefSeq and is a predicted model, not a curated record. Gene Ontology annotation, cellular component: nucleolus; preribosome, large subunit precursor.